This is a messenger RNA of Penicillium chermesinum, 381 nucleotides long. RefSeq lists its product as uncharacterized. The coding region runs from base 1 to 381 and encodes 126 amino acids. Lineage: Eukaryota; Fungi; Ascomycota; Eurotiomycetes; Eurotiales; Aspergillaceae. The transcript has a single exon. The record is from RefSeq and is a predicted model, not a curated record.
AUGGCUUGGUAUCCGUCCAAUGCAAACUUCUUGACCACUCGUGGACUUGAACAUAUACCAGGGCAGUUUUAUGGCGGAGACUAUGCAGCAAGCCAAAGACUGAAUGAUCCUUCAGAGCACCCCGUCCCGCAAGGUCUACUUGAUGAUUUGAGUUCUUGGACUUUCGACCAAACACUGGAACUUGACUCCGCCUCUCUUGACAAUUACGAGGCCAAUGCAUUUCGAGUCGCUAUCACGCCCUCGCCCAGCACUUAUGAGAGCUCCGACUUUCAGAACCAAACUCGGGAAGAGCCUAUAGAAAAUGGUGAUAUAUCCCGCUCCUCUUCUCGAGCCAAGACCAAGUACGCAUCUAAGAAUGCUCCUAUGUUGAUCAGAAGCUGA